AUCAGACUACAGCAAGCGGCUGCUACCAAGAACAAAGUUAAAGGCAGCCAAGGGCAAUUUCCACUCACACAGAAUGUUACAGUUGUUGAAGGGGGAACAGCAAAUUUGACCUGCAGGGUUGAUCAAAAUGAUAACACCUCCCUCCAGUGGUCAAAUCCAGCUCAACAGACUCUGUACUUCGAUGACAAGAAAGCCCUGAGGGACAACAGAAUUGAGCUGGUUCGAGCUUCAUGGCAUGAACUGAGCAUCAGCGUCAGUGAUGUGUCUCUGUCAGAUGAAGGGCAAUACACCUGUUCUUUAUUUACUAUGCCUGUCAAAACUUCCAAGGCUUUUCUCACUGUUCUGGGUGUUCCUGAGAAGCCACAGAUUAGUGGAUUUACUUCACCAGUUAUGGAGGGAGAGAGGAUGCAGCUAACCUGCAAGACCUCUGGUAGCAAACCAGCAGCUGAUAUCAGAUGGUUCAAGAAUGACAAAGAGAUUAAAGAUGUCAAAUAUUUAAAAGAAGAGGAUGCAAAUCGCAGGACAUUCACAGUUAGCAGCACAUUGGAUUUCCGAGCGGAUCGGAGUGAUGAUGGCGUCGUUGUAAGUUGCAGAGUAGACCAUGAGUCCUUAAACUCCACACCUCAGAUAGCAAGGCAGGUUCUAGAAAUACACUAUACACCUUCAGUUAAAAUCAUAUCUUCCAGUUCAUGGCCAGAAGAAGGACAAUCUAUAGUUUUGACUUGUGAAUCCAAAGGAAAACCACUGCCGGAACCAGUAUUGUGGACAAAGGAUGGAGGAGAACUACCAGAUCCAGAGAGAAUGGUUGUCAAUGGUAGGGACCUAAGAAUUAGUUUCCUAAACAAAACGGACAAUGGUACAUAUCGAUGUGAAGCAACAAACCCUAUUGGCCAAAACAGCACAGAGUAUGUCCUGAUUGUACAUGAUGUUUCCAACACUUUGCUUCCCACCACUGUCAUCCCCUCACUUACCACUGCAACAGUCACAACCACUGUAGCCUUAACAACCAGCACAGCCACAUCGGCAACAGCCUUCAGCACCAGAGACCCAAAUGCUUUGGCUGGACAGACUGGACCUGACCAUGCUCUCAUAGGAGGAAUAGUGGCUGUAGUUGUCUUUGUCACAUUAUGUUCUAUAAUUCUGCUUGGACGAUAUCUGGCAAGACAUAAAGGAACAUAUUUAACAAAUGAAGCUAAAGGAGCUGAAGAUGCACCUGAUGCUGACACAGCCAUUAUCAAUGCAGAAGGCAGUCAAGUCAAUGCAGAGGAGAAAAAGGAGUAUUUCAUUUAGAUGCAGACCUAGAUUCUCUGAGUUUUACUUAUCAGGCUGACUGCUGGAGAAAACUGGCUAUCAUCUUUCAGAAUUCAUUUCUAUCAUCUUCUGCAAACUUUAUUAACUUACAUACUGCUAUAAAUAGCCAGUUUAUGCCAACAAUCAGUUGUUGACAGCAUCAUUCUUUCUUUACAGUACCAUCCACAAUGCAGGACAUUUCUUAUUGCCUAAAAUUCAUAUCCAUUGCUCUCUUAACAUACAGUGCUUGAAUAUACAGCCUUAACAAUGUUAAUCUUCAUCUUAAAUCAUGCUAUUGAGUUUUCUACAUUUUUAAAUGUUAUAUAGCUUUCUUCUUUUCCAGUUUUCUUUUACCAUGGUCCCUAUCAGUAUGUCACUGGAUGAUUUUCAUAACAAAUACUAUUCGAUAAGGACAUAAUGUACUUACAUAAAACAUUAAAUCUAAGAUUAGAGGUUUACAAAGAAUGUUUUAUACAUGUCUUUAAUUCAAAGGCAACCUGUUUUUGAAACAUAUGCCCUAGGAACCACAAACUGAACACAUUAUAGUAUAGUUUCUUGUAUGCUUGGAUUUGGUGGAAAAGGAGUAUCAAUACAUUGUUAAAAAUGGUACCUUGAUACUAAUUCCAUGCUUGGGUGGUAAUUACAUCACACUGUAUUAUCUAUACAGAUUAUGCAGAGUUAGAUAAUGGUAGCUUCAUUCUAAAACAAAUUUAUUCAGCCCUUUUACUGCUUUUUGGGAUCACAAGUUAGAUAUGUUUCUGUAAUUUUGGUUUUAAUAAUUUAUUUGCUUCAUAUGAACUCACCUGCCUAUUCAGAUUUGUAGUGUUCAUGGGGCACAAUUGCAAAGCAUUUUCCUAUCUGUAUAUAGUGCAUAUAAUAAAUCCAAUUAAACAUUAUUUGAUACAUAUUUAACUUUUUUGGCUAUAGCUAAGUCAGUCACAAGUAAGCAUUUUCUAAUGUCCAUUAUAUCCCUUUAAAUAUGACUUAAAUCAAUAUUCUGAAUAGAUAACAUGUAUUAGUAUUUUUUGUCUGUAUGUCCUAGCACUGUUCAGCAGCAAACUUUUCUAGUUCUUGUUAAUUUUUCUUUGUUAUACAAUGGAAGCACAAUGUUAUAUGGAAAGGUAGUUUUAAGCUAACAACCAGUGCACAGCCUCAGGUUUUGAAUUACAACCACAUUUGAUUAAUAUCCUUAAAAAAUACUGUUAUGUUGCUAAAUUCUCAAUUUUUAAUUCGGCAGUUCCACAGCUGCUUAUCUAUGUUGGGUUGCCAAAAAAAAAAAAAAAAAAAAAAAAAAAAAAACCACAACACAAGAAAAAAAAGAAAAAAAGAGUUAAAUGAUAUAUGUUUUGUGUAUACGGUAAAUGGACUAAUUCUUUAUAUUAAAUUCCUGUCUAUGCAUUUUGUGGGGUACAAACUUAUGUCACAGUGAAUGAUAGAGAAUUUCUACCAAUGCUUUUAGCUCUAUGGUGAAAGUCUCUCUUAAAGUCUCAUGUUCUUAAAUAUGACAACAAAACACUAUAAGCCCAAUGGCUUAUUUCCUCUUCCACUGAAAUAAAAAUGGUGCCAGAUCAACUCUUGGUAGUGAUUCCAUGCUGGAGAAUGAAAAUCUGUAUCGUUUGGAGUUCAUCUCCCUCUCCCAAGUGUUGCACCUUUGAAAAAUAAUAUUUCUAUACGGUUGCGAUACUUGUGAAGUCUAAAAGCAUGAUGGCUUAUUGUAAAGGAUUAUCUCUUGGGAUUUAUUUUUUGUGGGGGCGGGGGAGGGAGAAUCUGAAUACAUCAUCAUGUAUUAAGAUAAAAUGGAAGACAAAGGUGCUGUGUCAGAUUAUUUAUCAGAAGAGUAUAAGCCUGUUAAGGAGAAUAUUAUAGUAUUAUUUUUUGUUUUGUUUUCUUUCUUUCUUUUUGUUGAAACAUUUAUCUUGUUAAUUUCUAAGAAAAAGAGGGCGAUGUUGAUCAAGCAGCACUUUUUCAAAAUAUACAGAACAUAAAUAAUAUGAUGUGGUUGAGUGUUAACAUAAUAAAUCAUAUACAGUAUGACAUUUUAAAGAAAUAAGUCUGCAUUGAUGUGAUUGCAUGCUUGUUUUUUACAGUUCACUCCAUACCAUCUGUGGAAAAAUGCAAUAAUAUGUUAAUAUAGUAUGGUAGUUUGAGAGAACCAGGUAGGUGCUACUAGACACAUUGAAACUAGUAUAGGUUUUCAAGAUAUUCAUGUCUUUCAAAGCAUACACUUUUAAAAGUUUGGCAAAGGAAAUCAUUUAGUUUAGUACCAGAACAGAAAGGUUCUUGUCACAACAGUAAGUUGCAUUAACAGCAUUACAAUACUGUAUAUCUCAGUCUGAUUAAGGACUUAGGGCUUGAGCCAACAAAUCACUUAAGCAUGUGAGAAGUUCCAUCUAAUUCAAUGGAACUACUCAUAUGCUUAAAAAGUAAGUUUUUUUUUUUUUUUUUUUUGCUGGAUCAGGGCCUUAUUUACUGAAGUGGAACUGUUCAUCAAUGCUGCUUUUACAUCUUUAUACACUCUAUCUAAAAUGCACUUUGCUUGAAUUGUAGAGUUGUUGCUUAAAUCAUUACUUACCACGAUGUCAAGUGAGAUCUUCAAAUGUUAGAGCAGGGGUCGGCAACGUUCGGCACGCGGCUCGCCAGGGUAAGCACAUCGCUCACCCGCGCCGCUUCUCGCCACCCCCAUUGGCCCGGGACGGCGAACCGUGGCCAGUCGGGGCCGCGAUCAGCCGAACCUGUCACGUCAGCAGGUACAUAAAACUGGCUGGCCAGCCAGGGUGCUUACCCUGGCGAGCCGCGUGCCGAACGUUGCCGACCCCUGUGUUAGAGCAUCUUUAGAUGUAACCACUCAAAGCCAACUUGUCAGUGUAGUGUAAAACCAGCAUUGAAACAUUGCAAAACCAGAAAUAAAUUGGACUGUUAAAUUACAUUGGUUGGUUUUUAGUUAAAACUCUUAAUGUGUGCUCAUUUUCAAUAGAUUUCUGAUUUUCCACUGUCUUGCAUCUUGUGAUUUCAUUUACAUUUGUGCGAAGUGGCUGUAAAAACACUACAACCAGUAUAAAUGAAUUGAGAAUUCUGAUUGGGUAGUUCUUUACAUCCAUCUACAUCCACAUGUUCAAAUGACUUCACUGGGUGUAAGGUAGUAAUUACAGUGCCAGGCCCUUUGUAAGCAACAUCAUGGCUCACGUAGAACUAAGUAUAGUAUUCAACAGGUAAAAACACAUUGUCUGUCUCCUUUAUACAAAAAGAUCCCAUUCAGAAAUAUUGAGUCCAUUACAGUGUCAAGAAAUCUGAUAAAUGUGUAAAAUGAACGCUCCGAAUGGGAACCAUGUUAGUUAGAAUAUUAGUAUAACAUCCACACCUACAAAUACAUGCAAUGUAAUUUUCUCAAGACAAGGUAGCUAAUUACUGCCAGUUUACAAUGUCCAUUGAUUAUUUUUAACUUUCAAAUGUAGAACAAUGUUAAUUUUUUUAUGCUUUGAGAACAUAAUCAUUAAACAGGCAUGUGGCAUCACAGGCAAAAGGGUGCAUCUUUCCAUUCUGUUUAGUGUCAUCAGAGAAUCCAAGAAGCAGUUUAAGGAACCUGAUAUUUAUGUUGAGGCUAAGAAUUUAAUCUGGAACUCUUAAAAAUGUCUUCACAUUUCUUGCACUGAGACUUCCUCUAUAAAGAAUACAUGAAGAAAACCAACUUUUCUAAAUAAUACAUGGAAGUUAAUGUGUAGUUUCAUUAUAGCAUAAUAUAUAUAUAUAUAUAUAUAUAACUAUCUCAAUGAAGAGAAAGGACAGGAUCAUCUGUAAUUAUGUAAUUCAACUGAUUGUAAACAGCACUGAAGUUACCAUGUACGCACAUGUACAGUAGCUAUUUUGACAGUUACAGUGUAGUUACAUGUACUUCCAUGUAACACAGCAGUUAUAGUGUAAUUUAGUGCCACUUACUGUAAAGUGUUACCAAAAGGAAAAUGGAACUCUUACCUUUACUAAUCUGUUCAAACUAAUGGUAAAUAUAUUAAAUUAACACCAUGAAUCUGACAUUCCAUUUCUUUAAUAAGGAGGUGAUGUAAAACUUCAUGUUCACCCCACAGCUUUUCCCACCACCUAACUAGAUUACUACAAGUGUCCAAUCUUCUCACUCUUAGGAAAUGGUAAUCUGUGAUGAACAUACCAAAAAAAAUUCAGCUACUUCAAUUGAAUCAGCUGCUAAUAGAAACAACUGAGUAAUGCUUUUUAUUAAGUGGCACAAAGUACACACUAAAAACUAUGCAAAAAUAUAGGUAACUACAGUGUACUUACAUGUAAGUAUCUUGUACUUUCUGUGUAUGGAUAUUGGAAACCCAUGUAAUUAUAAUAUGCAUUUUGAUUAUUUUAAAAGAGGGGAAGCAGUGAAAAUAAUUAAUUUUGAAGUACACACAUGCAAUAGUCAUGCUUAAUGCAAUAUGCUUAAUUCCUCUACUUGCAAUGAUAUUUAAUUUAUAAUAAUGCAUCUCUGUCCUCCCACCCCACUAGCUCUGUCUCCCCUUUAGUACUAUUUAGGUCCUAUUAGACUCAAUUGAAAAACUUUUAGGUCAAAGUAAGAAUUCAGCUCUGCUAAUGGCUUCAUUACCAGCAUACUGCAAGUUUGGCAACCCUGCUCAGUAAUCUCUUUUUGACUCAACAGAUCAACCUUGUUCUUUUUUUCCUUCUUGGGGGAGUCUAGCAAACUAAGAUACUGAAAUGUAUUGCCACAUGCCCUGCUUUUUUUUAAGCUUGAACAGCAGAGAGGAAGAAAUGGAGACCUGCAUUAUCCUGACCUCUAUUUUGUUGAACCACCUCACCUGGAAUUUUCACAAUUUCUUUCACAAUACAGUACUGUCAGGUAAUCUUACAUUGUGAGUACAAACUGCUUCUGUCAAAGUACAGAGAAAGCCUUUAGUGAUAAAGUUAACUUUUUCUAAACAUGAAAUUUUAUAUCACUGACCUUUAUCAUCUUCUUGUUUUCCGUCACACCCUUGCAAAAAGUAAUUCACUGAAAGUAGUGAGAGAACAUGAAAUAGAAAAAGAAGAAAAUGAAUGUUACAUGUAAUAUUGUGAAACUUAAGUGAGUGCCAUUUCCUAUAUCACUCCAUACUUGCAUAUAAUAUUAUGAUUAUAGACAUUUAAAAACUCCAGUUAGAUGAAAUGUAGGAAUUGAAAACAUGGAGUUAAACUGUUAAGCUAUCUCUCAUGUUAAAUAUUGACUAUGAAGUGUCUAUAUACAUUUUAUAAAUAUUACCAAGUCUUAGAUUUAGCCUCUAAAGGGGAUAAUUGUAAGUUUUUCUGUUAACACUGAAAACAACUUGGCUGCAUUCAUGGUUCUUUAUCUAAUUUCCUCUAUCCCACAACCCCAUUUUUUACUAUCUUCUGUUGUAGGUAGUCCCACUGGGUAAUACUGUAGAUCAGGGGUCUCAAACUCAAUUUACCUUAUGGCCAGUGCCAGUUCUCAAAUCCUCCCAGCGGGCCAAUAAUGUCCCUGAAGAUGGUGUUCAGAAAAGAAAACGUUUAUAUUGUAUUUUUUAUUUUGAAUUUCUUAGAAAUAAUAAAACUGUCAUACAACUGUAUACAAUUCUUCGCGUGCCAGAGAGUUUUUAGUGUUUGCCAGACACUUGGCAAUGCUUCAGUUCUGUCAGUUUGUUGAUGUUUGGCCUCAGUGACUGAGCAGUUGAAACCUUCAGGAUUGCAGCAAGGUGUGCAUCAGAUAGUUGUGUUCGGUAUUUUGACUUGUUUAUAUUCAUUGUGGAAAAAAAUGAUGUUGGCUCCAUGGCUGACUAUGCCCAGCAACUAAUAAUGCUGUCUCCAUGGCUGACUCUGCCCGGCAACUAAUGAUGCUGCCUCCAUGGCUGACUCUGCCUGGCGACUAGUGAUGGUAUCUCUGUCCCUCUCCCCCAGCCAAUGGAAGCUGCGGGGGGGCGGCGCCUGCAGCAGACACUGUGGGCAGCAUGGCUGCAUGCGUCUCUCCUCCAUGGGCCGCAGUGGGAAGGUUCUCAGGCAGGGACUUUGAGACUCCUGCUGUAGAUACCGGGCCACAUCCUCAGCUGCUAUAUCUCAGCUUAGCACUAUUUCUUUUAGUAUAGGCUGAUUUACAUUGGCUGAAGAUGCAUCCCAUAAUGUUUAAAACCACACUGUUAUACCAUACCAAUAUCUAUUAAAUAUGGAGAAGAACAUUAUACAAUUCAACUGUAACACAAUUACUUUCACUAACAAAGAACGUCAGUUUGUAAUGUCAAUUCUAAAACCAUAUAUGCAAGUUUUCGCAUUUCAUCAGUAAUAUGCAUGCUAUCAAGAUAUUCUAAUUUGUCAUUUAUUUAAACUUAAUAUCUCCAAUGUACCUUUACAAUACAAAUAUUCAAUCCAGGGAUUACAGUAGCAUCUAGUGCCAAAAAAAAAAAAAAAAAAAAAAAAAUCAAAGAAAUGUAUCAAUAUGGCAAAGAUUUUCUGAAACUUUUCAACACCAGGAUUUCCUACAUGAUUGUUCUAGGAGGGCCUGAUCUAACUACCAAUAAAGUCAAAGGGAAUCAUCUGACAGACUGUAAGGGAAGUUAGCUCAGACCCACAAUGCUAUUCAAGUAUCACACCAACAUACUGCAUUUGGAGCAACUCAGAAGGAUGAUGGGGCUGGGGGUAGGGGGGCAGGGGGAAGAGGUGUGCGCAAACCUGGUUUUAUGCCAUUCCAAUCCACGGCCCUUCUAACCUACCCCUACUGCCAUUGGGCCUCCAAGGGGGCUGUUCCCAUUAGUUAGGAAUUGCGAGGGACCAGCCAUGCCCAUGUUUCUGAACAAAGCCCUUUGCACUGGGGUCAAAAAGGGAAACGGCAUAGGAGCUGAUAUGGCUCUAGAGCACCUGGGGAUUCCCUAACACAAUGAAAAGCCCUCAAGUAGCUGGUUAAACCAGCUUUAUCAUUUCUGUGUGUUGCCAAGGAUCUGUCCUUCCCCCCAUCUUUUGUGUGUAAGUGACUUAAGGCUCUGCUGUGUUAAAAGGAGCAAUUGCUGAGGUGGAAGAAAGAUUCUCCUUUCCAAUGAAUGCUUUAUGUUAUUACAAUGAAAAGUGAAAGAAUUUUUUAAAGAUUUCAGGUGCAAAAGCUAAGCCUGCCAAGGGUCAGCACUUAAGCACUUUCCCUGUAUCCAGGGUCAAGCCAGCUGUGUUUUCUAUAUAAGCACUGGCCUCUCAUCUCAGCGUAAACUACUUACAGUCUUAUCCUGUCCUUAUGGACAGUGCUGAAAAUUCCUGAUUUUGUUUUCUUUUAUAUUACUAGCUUUUCUUUUCUUUUUCUUCUUGUUUUACAUGAAAAUUAUUAGGGGAUUUCCAUAUUAAAUGCACCCCCCCCAUUUUUAAGGUAAGUUCUGCUUUAUAAAUAUUUAUGUGGCUCAAAAGAGGAGAAAAAUGUAUGGUAUUUGGAAUGAACUAUUGUUCCUUUUCCCCUUCCUUUCUGCAGUAUAUUGGAUAAUAUUAAAGCAAGUGAGAAUAUUAAUUCCUCAUUUAAGUGUAACUAGAUUUUCCCAUAUCCCUAUGUAGUUUAUAUAUAUAAUACACACACACACACACAGCCAUAAAAUCAUCUGCUUUUAUGUACUGAUUACAGCUAAACAGUGAACAAAAUGUUUGAGAUUUGGCCUCGUGGACUACUGGAUUCAUACAUAACUCACUCUCAAAAUUCUUAAUGCACCAUUUCUAUUGAGUUCAACAGGAUUUGGCUCAAGUCCUUAAUCUAAAUGUUUGAGCUAUUAGACUUGCAAUUCGCUGCAUUUGGAAGGAUAAUUUUUUUAAGAAUAAAUAUAAACAUCAUGCUGUAAGUAAAAUCCAAUGGAAUUAAGCAUAUUGCACUGAUGAUGGAAAUUCAGUUACUGCAUUUAAUUUUCUCAACAAUUGUAAGUUAACAAAAUGCAUAUUGUAAUGUUAGGUACAUGACACUUGCAUGUUGCUAUGCCUAUAUACUUACAGAGUAUUCAAUGUGUACUUAGUGGCGCUUAAGAAAUGUCAUGUACAAUUCUUAUAAACAUUCUUACAGGGUUCCCAUUUGCACUUCAUCUUUCAGUAAAGUCUUGUCAGAAAAAUGUCUGAUGAAUAUUAUUGAAAAAAAUAAAAUUUCAAUUUUAGUUAUCUGUUGGA
Molecule: messenger RNA, 9405 nt
Organism: Malaclemys terrapin pileata
Lineage: Eukaryota; Metazoa; Chordata; Testudines; Emydidae
Gene: CADM2
Product: cell adhesion molecule 2
Exons: 11
Coding region: 307-1290 (327 amino acids)
Source: RefSeq, a predicted model, not a curated record